Harpia harpyja (harpy eagle) is the source of this 2616-nucleotide messenger RNA. RefSeq names its product sulfotransferase family 4A member 1 (gene SULT4A1). The transcript is spliced from 8 exons. The record is from RefSeq and is a predicted model, not a curated record. NCBI's taxonomy places the organism in Eukaryota, Metazoa, Chordata, Aves, Accipitriformes, Accipitridae. The coding region runs from base 61 to 810 and encodes 249 amino acids. Gene Ontology annotation, biological process: sulfation. Gene Ontology annotation, molecular function: sulfotransferase activity. Gene Ontology annotation, cellular component: cytoplasm.
GGGCGUGCCGGGGGCAGGGGCUGCCGCGCCGCGCCCGCCGCUCGCCUGUCAGGGACGAGGAUGGCGGAGAGCGAGGCCGAGACCCCCAGCACGCCCGGCGAGUUCGAGAGCAAGUACUUCGAGUACAAUGGGGUGCGGCUGCCGCCCUUCUGCCGGGGCAAGAUGGAGGAGAUCGCCAAUUUCCCGGUGAGGGACAGCGACGUCUGGAUUGUCACCUACCCCAAAUCAGGCACAGGCUUGCUACAGGAAGUGGUAUAUCUAGUGAGUCAGGGAGCUGAUCCAGAUGAGAUUGGACUAAUGAAUAUAGAUGAACAACUUCCAGUCCUAGAGUACCCUCAGCCUGGUCUGGACAUCAUCAAGGAACUGACGUCUCCUCGUCUCAUAAAAAGCCACCUACCAUAUCGUUUUUUGCCUUCGGACCUCCAUAAUGGCAAUUCAAAGGUAAUAUACAUGGCUCGCAACCCCAAAGACCUGGUGGUGUCUUAUUACCAGUUUCACCGCUCCCUAAGGACCAUGAGCUACAGAGGAACAUUUCAGGAGUUCUGCAGAAGGUUUAUGAAUGACAAGUUAGGAUAUGGUUCGUGGUUUGAACAUGUGCAAGAGUUUUGGGAACAUCACAUGGAUGCCAAUGUACUUUUUCUCAAGUAUGAAGAUAUGCAUAAGGACCUAGCAACGAUGGUUGAGCAGCUGGUAAGGUUCUUAGGAGUUUCUUAUGACAAAGCACAGUUGGAAUCCAUGGUGGAACACUGCCAUCAACUCAUUGAUCAGUGCUGUAAUGCAGAAGCACUUCCCGUUGGCAGGGCACAUUGAUCUUUACUCUGAAGAUAAUCCUGAGCUGCUGUGAAAGCAGAACAAUGAUUAGAUAUGUUACUUAUAUUUGACUCUUAUCACACCAUAAUUUACACAGUUGCAUGAUUCAAAUCAUAAACCAGGACGAGUUGGGCUAUGGAAAGACAUCUUCACUGUUUCAAUGAAUGAGAAAUUUGAUUUAGUUUAUAAACAGAAGAUGGGAAAAUGUGACCUCACAUUUGAUUUUUAUUUAUAAAAAAUGCAUGCAUAUGAUAUCCAAAUAUAGCUAGAAGUGCUUUAUGCAUUCAUUUAUUACCUGCUGGACAAACUACUGUAGCUAUUAUGUGUAACAAGAUUUAAAGAAAGAAAAACAAUCUAAGUAAACCAUAUCAGAUACAAUUAUCUUUGAUCCUAAACAGCUGUUUUUCUUCUAGUAUUGUAAUCCUUUGUCCACAUGCAAGAACUUCCUAGACAAUACUAGAAUAUUCAGCUGUUACGGGAUGUGUUAUAUAUGUAUAAGCUAUGUAUCAUAUAUGCAACUAGAAUGUACACCUUUUCAGCCCCACAUUGAUUAUUUAAUGUGUUUUAUAAAAGCUUUUCACUAGAACCUAAAUAAACGUCCGUAAACCAAAUAAAAAAUUAUUUCAGAGGGAAACAAGUAACAGGCCAAAACUGUAUGCUAGAAUGAUCUCAGGGGUUAAUCGUCACAUUUAUUUUUAUAGCAGGUAUAUCAAGUAUAAAUAAAUCCCAUUCCAAAAUAGUGACUGAUCAAAGUGGGGUUCACAUUAGGUUCUGCACACCCUUACCUGUAUAAUCUGAGUAGGUUCUGUGCACUGGCAUACUCCGCAAGACAGGCCUUGUUGUGAAACAUAGCUGUGAUUGUCAGUCUAAUCCCCAAACCCACCCAUGCUUUCAUGGAUGACACCACACAGCUGUCUUCCUGAUGGAUGAAGUUCAGCUCCGUGCUGAAGGUCAGCAAACGGAAGCUUCUUAAGCCCCCAACUCUAAUUCAGUCCCUCAAAAUGGGGCUUAAAAGCAAGACAUCUGGCACAGGGUCUUUCUUGAGGAAUCGGAGUCUCUGACCUGCGUCGCUUUCCUGUGUAGAUGUGAAUUUCACCCAUUAGAUACAGAAAGAGAAGAGAAGGUGCUGGAUAUCCUCUAGUUCCACUAAAAGUUAAGGGCACCUAACACUGUUUACAGUUUGUGCUACUGGACUCCACCAGACCUAAGUGGAAGAUGAAUAUACAUGCCAGUGUAAAGCAGGCAGAGGAAACAGAAGCACUGAAGGGAGUUUGAAAACAUGCCACCAGGUGGGAGUAUUGCACAAAAAUUCAUGCAGAAUACAGUUGCAGUAAUUGUUAGCCAUGACUGGUCUGGAUUAUAAUCAGGAUUCAAGUUUAUUUCUGUAUCUUUUUUUAUUCUCUAUGACAGGUACACAAACAGCCUGAACCAGGCUACUAUCACUAUAAAACUCUCCAGAAUUAUUUUAUUGUUCUGUUAGGUAAUGACAUAUAUGCUUUUUAGGUUCUCGGCUGCAGGAGGCCCAUUUUUGCUAGUCAAAUAUUCAGGCUCACCAAAAGCCAUGAGAAAGGACUAGCAGAUUUUUAGUGUUUCAGUUCUGUUGGGAAACUAACUGUCAGUUCAGCAACUGGCAAGUGGUGUAGCAUGAUGUGGCUUGACAGCACUUUUCCUUGUAUAUUUGUGAGUGAAAAUGCUUUCGGUGAAAUUUUAUUUCUAUUUUUAUAUUUUUAGUACUGUAUGAAUAUUAAGCACUACACAUUAUACUUCUGUGCUUGCUUGCUUAUUGAAUAAAAGAUGUGUUCCAUG